AUGUGUUCUUCUAAAGGGCAAUCAUCAACAAAUAUAUCACAAACAAUAAAGCAACCACCACGUAUUUAUGAAGAAUCUAUAUCACAAUUACUUGCUUCAUCACCAGCUUAUGAAAAUCAGUAUCGCUUAAUUCAUGGGAUUGGUCAAACAGUUACUUCAACAACAACAAUGACAAUUGUUUCAUCAUCGAAUUCACCAUGUUUAUUAUAUAUUUGA
Rotaria sordida is the source of this 216-nucleotide messenger RNA. The record is from the annotation of a GenBank genome assembly. NCBI's taxonomy places the organism in Eukaryota, Metazoa, Rotifera, Eurotatoria, Philodinida, Philodinidae.